Messenger RNA from Coprinopsis cinerea okayama7#130, 486 nucleotides. RefSeq lists its product as hypothetical. The record is from RefSeq and is a predicted model, not a curated record. Lineage: Eukaryota; Fungi; Basidiomycota; Agaricomycetes; Agaricales; Psathyrellaceae. The coding region runs from base 1 to 486 and encodes 161 amino acids. The transcript is spliced from 2 exons.
AUGAACAGGCGCUUCCUCGGCCUCCUCUUGAUUUUGCCCCUCCUCGCCCAAGCUCAGGACGAUGAUUCUCCCUCCUCAAGCCCCUCGGCCACACAACGCCCCACCGCCGAUUCUCCUCGCUCAACAGUCAUCACAACCACCGUCCUUUCUGAAUUCGUAACAACUCGCAACGGCGAGGCUAGCACCGGCACCCGCACCAGUGUCCUCACCACAACCGUCCCAGUCGGUGGUGACGACGGCGAUGACGCCGGCGACAACAGUAGCCGCAGACCAUCAUCAACCAGAAGCACUCCCCUUCCAACAGCUCCUGAAGACGUCCCCCGUGGUGGAGGAACAAAUGGCGCCCCAGUCCCAGGAGCAACUGGGGUCGGUGGGGCCUAUGGUCCAGACGAUGAUUUCAUUGCCGGCGCACUUUCGCUCAAAACUUCAGCGUUCGCUGUCUCUGUCGCCGGCGCAGCUGUUGGUGCAGGCAUGGUUCUGUUGUAA